AUGUUUAAAGAAGAUUUGGGUGCUACUUUAUGUUUCAGGAGUAGCAGUGAGGCUGGUGUGGUUGGAGGGCACAUUUGUGGAAUCCAACAUCUCGAACGGAUAGGAAAGAAGCUGAAUCUCUUUGACUCCCUUUAUUUCUGCAUCGUGACGUUUUCUACUGUGGGCUUUGGGGAUGUCACACCUGAAACCUGGUCCUCUAAGCUUUUUGUUGUUGCCAUGAUCUGUGUUGCUCUUGUGGUUCUACCCAUACAGUUUGAACAGCUGGCCUAUUUGUGGAUGGAGAGACAAAAGUCAGGUGGAAACUAUAGUCGACAUAGAGCUCAAACUGAGAAGCAUGUUGUUCUGUGUGUCAGUUCACUGAAGAUUGAUUUACUUAUGGACUUUUUAAAUGAAUUCUAUGCUCACCCAAGACUUCAGGAUUAUUAUGUGGUGAUUUUGUGUCCUACUGAAAUGGAUGUGCAAGUUCGGAGGGUACUGCAGAUUCCAAUGUGGUCACAAAGAGUUAUCUACCUUCAAGGCUCAGCCCUUAAAGAUCAGGAUCUGUUGAGAGCAAAGAUGGAUGAUGCUGAGGCCUGUUUUAUUCUGAGCAGCCGUUGUGAAGUGGAUAGGACAUCAUCUGACCACCAAACAAUUUUGAGAGCAUGGGCUGUAAAAGAUUUUGCUCCAAAUUGCCCUCUGUAUGUCCAGAUAUUGAAGCCUGAAAAUAAAUUUCAUAUCAAAUUUGCUGAUCAUGUUGUUUGUGAAGAAGAGUUUAAAUACGCCAUGUUAGCUUUAAACUGUAUUUGCCCAGCAACAUCUACACUUAUUACACUUCUGGUUCAUACCUCUAGAGGGCAAGAAGGCCAGCAGUCACCAGAACAGUGGCAGAAGAUGUAUGGUAGAUGCUCUGGCAAUGAAGUAUACCACAUUGUUUUGGAAGAAAGUACAUUUUUUGCUGAAUACGAAGGGAAGAGUUUUACAUAUGCCUCUUUUCAUGCGCACAAAAAGUUUGGCGUCUGCUUGAUUGGUGUUCGGAGGGAGGAUAAUAAAAACAUUUUGCUGAAUCCAGGCCCUCGAUGUAUUAUGAAUGCUACAGAUAUAUGUUUUUAUAUUAAUAUUACCAAAGAAGAGAAUUCAGCAUUUAAAAACCAAGACCAGCAGAAAAAAAGCAAUGUAUCAAGGUCAUUUUAUCAUGGACCUUCUCGAUUACCUGUACAUAGCAUAAUUGCCAGCAUGGGUACGGUGGCUAUAGACUUGCAAGACACAAGCUGUAGAUCAACAAGCGGCCCCACCCUGUCUCUUCCUACAGAGGGAAGCAAAGAAAUCCGAAGACCUAGCAUUGCCCCCGUUUUAGAGGUUGCAGAUACAUCAUCUAUUCAAACAUGUGAUCUUCUAAGUGAUCAAUCAGAAGAUGAAACUACACCAGAUGAAGAAAUUUCUUCAAACUUAGAAUAUGCUAAAGGCUACCCACCUUACUCUCCAUAUAUAGGAAGUUCACCCACUUUUUGUCAUCUCCUUCAUGAAAAAGUGCCAUUUUGCUGCUUAAGACUAGACAAGAGUUGCCAGCAUAACUACUAUGAGGACGCAAAAGCCUAUGGAUUCAAAAAUAAGCUAAUUAUAGUUGCAGCUGAAACAGCUGGAAAUGGAUUGUAUAAUUUUAUUGUUCCUCUCAGGGCAUAUUAUAGACCAAAGAAAGAACUUAAUCCCAUAGUACUGCUAUUGGAUAACCCCCUAGAUGAUUUACUCAGGUGUGGAGUGACUUUCGCUGCCAACAUGGUGGUUGUGGACAAAGAGAGUACCAUGAGUGCCGAGGAAGACUACAUGGCAGAUGCCAAAACGAUUGUAAACGUGCAGACCCUUUUCAGGUUGUUUUCCAGUCUCAGUAUCAUCACAGAGCUUACUCACCCAGCCAACAUGAGAUUCAUGCAAUUCAGAGCCAAAGACUGUUACUCUCUUGCUCUUUCAAAACUGGAAAAGAAAGAACGAGAGAAAGGUUCUAAUUUGGCCUUUAUGUUUCGACUUCCUUUUGCUGCUGGGAGGGUGUUCAGCAUCAGUAUGUUGGACACACUUCUGUAUCAGUCAUUUGUAAAGGAUUAUAUGAUUUCUAUCACCAGACUUCUGUUGGGAUUGGAUACUACACCAGGAUCAGGGUUUCUUUGCUCUAUGAAAAUCACUGAGGAUGACCUAUGGAUCAGAACUUAUGCCAGACUUUACCAGAAGUUGUGCUCUUCUACUGGAGAUGUUCCCAUUGGGAUCUACAGGACUGAGUCCCAGAAACUUACUACAUCUGAGUCUCAAAUAUCUAUCAGUGUAGAAGAGUGGGAAGACACCAAAGACUGCAAAGAACAAGGUCAUCACCGAAGCAACCACCGCAACUCAACAUCCAGCGACCAGUCAGACCAUCCCUUGCUGCGGAGAAAGAGCAUGCAGUGGGCCCGAAGACUGAGCAGAAAAGGUCCAAAACACUCUGGUAAAACAGCUGAGAAAAUAACCCAGCAGCGACUGAACCUCUACAGGAGGUCAGAAAGACAAGAGCUUGCUGAACUUGUGAAUAAUAGAAUGAAACACUUGGGUCUUUCUACAGCGGGAUAUGAUGAAAUGAAUGAUCAUCAAAGUACCCUCUCCUACAUCCUGAUUAACCCGUCUCCAGAUACCAGGCUAGAGCUGAAUGAUGUUGUAUACUUAAUCCGACCAGAUCCGCUGGCAUACCUUCCAAACAGUGAGCCCAGUCGAAAAAACAGCAUCUGCAAUACCACAGGUCAAGACUCUCGGGAGGAAACUCAACUUUGAUAAAAAGAAAAUAAGAGACCUUUUUUUUUUUUUCCUACAAGAAUCUUGCUUAAACCAACUCUAAAUCUUAGGGGAAAAUAAGUGCUGCUGGCAUGAAAUAAACUCGAUCAGAAUAUA
Messenger RNA from Lynx canadensis (Canada lynx), 2886 nucleotides. It is a transcript of the gene KCNT2, whose product is annotated as potassium sodium-activated channel subfamily T member 2. Gene Ontology annotation, cellular component: membrane. Lineage: Eukaryota; Metazoa; Chordata; Mammalia; Carnivora; Felidae. Bases 1 to 2769 code for a protein of 922 amino acids. Gene Ontology annotation, molecular function: intracellular sodium-activated potassium channel activity. Gene Ontology annotation, biological process: potassium ion transport. The transcript is spliced from 20 exons. The record is from RefSeq and is a predicted model, not a curated record.